This is a messenger RNA of Leishmania braziliensis MHOM/BR/75/M2904, 3456 nucleotides long. RefSeq lists its product as hypothetical. NCBI's taxonomy places the organism in Eukaryota, Euglenozoa, Kinetoplastea, Trypanosomatida, Trypanosomatidae. The record is from RefSeq and is a predicted model, not a curated record. The transcript has a single exon. Bases 1 to 3456 code for a protein of 1151 amino acids.
AUGCAGGCACAGUCUCGUGUAUCAGAGCACUUGCCAACGUCCUUCCUCUCAUCCCCCUCCUCCUCCGUUGCCUGCGAGUCAACUUGCUCCCUGGAUGCACUGGAGCGCCUUGUGAAUUUCACCGGUGCAGGGGCAGAUGCGUGCCUCUACGGAGUGAAUCCACCACAAGUUGAAGGAACUACUUCGGCGGCGCUGACCGCCUCUGCCGAAGGGUUGCGCUACUGGCUGAACCCAUCCGUACGAGCACGCCAGACUACUGCCACGUGCGAGAUUACGAACCUGGGACCACCCUUCUUUGCUGCAACAUCGACGUCCGUGCUACGCAUCUCUGCCACCCCGCUCUUCGUCGAUGGCCGCUGUUUUCCCACUCGCUGCGUAGUAAGUCUGGCGACCAGCGCGCAACGGCUGGACGGGGUCUCGCUGCGGCCUGUCGUGGUAACAGAAUGGAAUUUGACUUUGAAUGGUGCGGUGAGUGUAUGCUCGACAACUGUGCCGUUGCGCACACUCUACCACCUCGUCGUGCUCAUCAGCUCGCCUGCGCCGGCGACAGACGUGAAAGAUGUACGCCUUUAUCUCCAGUUGCGCUUCAUGGGCUGCUCCGACGACUCUGAUACGCACCGGAUAGCAGCGCUGCGGCUGCGUUAUGAGCAACUAGGCCCCGCUGCCGAAGUGCUCCCGCAGCUCCUGCAACGGCGGCAGCGCUCGGCGGUGCGCAUGAUGCUUCCACCAUCAUCGCAUGACGUCACAGACUACAGCGGAGAUCGUGUCUCGAGAGCGAGGGCACUUCGUGAGGAAAUGGAAGUAGGCGUCGCUACAAGCAGCCGCACCUGUAGAAGUAGCGGGAAAGACGUCGUCGAGGGCGUCAGGGAGGAACACUUUAGCGAUGCAAAGGUACCGUGCACGCCCACGAGUCCUCUCCCCUCGACGAGGGUGAUGUCUGAUGGAAGUGAGGAUGCCACAGGGCAGGCGCAGAAACAGCUACUGCGCUCUCCGCCCCGGCGAUCAGCGACGAUGCCGCGCGCUGAGAGGUCGCUGAGCGCAGACCGAAGCAGCUCUUCCUGGAUGGGAGCUGUUGGCACUACUGAGGACCGAGAUGGUCCAAGACUUAUUCGUGUGGACCGCGUGCUACGCAUUCCACCCCCUCCACCGAAGCCAACCACCGCCGCAGGCUCAGCACCUUCAUUGUUUGGUAGCCCGUGGCCGCCACGCAAGGUGCGCACCAUCGUCCUGGCCCCCUCCAUCUCCCCCAGCCUCUGCUCAUCUUCCGCUGGCACUUCGUCCCGAGGUUCUUCUUCACCUUCGCCUCCCUCACGUCCUGUCAUGGAUACCUGCUCGAGCACUGAGUCGCACUCGCCAACUUCACUCACUAGCACACCGCGCUGCCGUGGAGCCGAGAGCCGUGAUAGGGAGGGCAUUGAAGAUGUCGGGGACAGCCUGAUGCCACCAGCGCAGCAGAACCUCCAGGGACGCUUUCUCGAGUCUACAAAGUCCGAAGAGCGCACCUCUUCUCCCGCGUCAGCGGUGGGGCCCUCCUCACAGAGGCGCCGGUGCCACGAGUCGUCCUCCGUGCUGCGGCACAUCUCCUCUGCAGAGGCUCAGGAGGUGGCAGAAAACAACCCUGAUACUCAUCCCCACCUGUUCGCGCCGCAGCAGCUAUGCAGCCGCUCAGACCCUGCUGUGCUGUGGGCUGCCACCUCGCUUCUGGGUACUCUGCCAUGUGCCCUGGUUAGGGGGUAUCAAAGCCGCAGCAGCACACCAGCUGCGUCGGUGGCGAGCAGCUGUGCGCCGUCGUGCAACCGCAGCGCUCGAGCGAUGUCGGCGGACUCUGGGAAAGAAGCAUCAUUCUGGCAGAUGCGGCAGUCAGCCCCUUCGAGGUCUUUUCUUGACUCGAGUGCGUGUGCGCACCACAGGGAUACACGACAGACGCCGCAACAGGAGACGUCGUGGAGGAGAACACCUCUCAGCACCUUAGACCCAAACACGAGCUCCCGUUGCACUGAACGGACGAUAAUGUCAAGGGCAGAUUCGGCUGCAAUGACGUGGACCUGCAGUGCAAAAGCCACGACCGCAUUCCUCCCACGGUGGCCGCGCGACGAGGGAACUCAUGUAUCACCACAGCUGCACCCGCCUCGUCCUUUCGCAACCGCGUCACCGUCUCACUCGCACCCAACACCGCUCAGUGGACCUUCUCUCCCUCUACAGGCCGUGACGCACGUGCCGUUGCACCGUCCCACCUCCGCCUUCGUUCCCCGGCUGCUGCUGCACUCUAAGCAACGCAGCCGCGAGGCCUAUGCCGCCUCCUCUACUCAGCGGGGAGAAGGCAUGAUCACCAUCAACCGUAGCAGCACCACCAGCAGCAGUACUGUGAGUACAACCACAGCAACGUCCGCACCGCCGCCAUAUCAGAACAGGAGUCUCUGGUCAAAGGCUGCCGCCCCUGUCAGCGCCACCUCGCCUCUCAAUGCCGGGCCGCGCCGCAGUGCGACUGCCGAUUCGCAUGUGCGACGAUGUGUGGACCGGGAUGCGUUUUCGAUGUCUUCUGCUGCACUUUCAUUGAUGCCGUCCUCGUGGCUGCGGGACAAUGCGAAUGUCUUGCUAGAAACCUCUACUGACGGCGCAGCUGAGAAGAACUUGAGGGGUCCUGUUGCGUCCCGGAGGAGCUCUCGCUCCUCCACUGCGCCCCCGCCGAGUCGCCGCGCUCACCACGUCCCUUCACUUACCCGCGCGGCUGUCAGCGAGCACCUGGAAGACGCUUUAUCAGUCGUAUCUGGAAGCAGCGCCCCGCUGCCGCCGCCAUCGGUGCCGCCACCGCAGAGCUGCGCACUGUUCCAAACGCCAGCAUCCACACAGGCAUCGCCGUUGCCCUCACCCUCUUCGUCAAACUCUCGCUCAGACACUGCACCGGUGCUGCCGCUUCAAGAAGCGCAUCAUAGAAGCUGCAAUCGAAACGGCCCACGGCAACGCAACCUCACUCAGUCUGGUGGCGUGCACAGUAGCAGCAAUGCGACAACUUAUGGGCACUGGGUGGUAGAGACGUUUGCCGUAUGGAAGCACCAUGCGUCGCGCAGAGGUGUUGGGCGUCGCUGGCUGCGCAUCGAGUGGCCGUCUCCUUCGCCUUCAACGUUGGCAGCAACUCGCUUCCGCAUUGCGCUGGACAAGGCACACCCAUCCAUGUUGACACGGGCCUCGGUGCUGCUAGGGCACGGCACCAACAGCAGCGGGAACAGCAGCACCCGUACCGCUAACCCGUCUUGUGAAGUGUGCAUACGGCAGGCGGACACGUUGGAGGUGUGGUGCGGUCUUCGCGCUUAUCACAGCGGAAUGAUUCACCAGAGCAAGGUGCACCGAGCAGAGUGUUGUUUGGUCAUCCGCUGCAACGCACAGUUGGUGACGGCGGUGGAGUUGGAAUCAACAGAGGCUUUGGAGGCAGUUCAACGUCUUCUUUCCAACCGCUAA